Lemur catta (Ring-tailed lemur) is the source of this 844-nucleotide messenger RNA. RefSeq names its product low density lipoprotein receptor class A domain containing 1 (gene LDLRAD1). The transcript has 6 exons. Gene Ontology annotation, molecular function: protein binding. The record is from RefSeq and is a predicted model, not a curated record. NCBI's taxonomy places the organism in Eukaryota, Metazoa, Chordata, Mammalia, Primates, Lemuridae. The coding region runs from base 74 to 691 and encodes 205 amino acids. Gene Ontology annotation, cellular component: plasma membrane.
UCCCAGGCUGCCCCGGUGACAAGGCAGGGAACCUGCACUGAGCUCUCUGUACCCGGCCCCGGCCCCUGGAGACAUGAACAAGGUCUUCCCCCAGGGACAUGAUGGCCAGGCAGCUGCCGGAACCAAAGCCCUCCCCGCAGGAGCAGAAGGCUGCAGUCCCCUCUGCUGCUCACGUCGCGGGACGUGCCUCUCAGCCUCCGUGCUGCUCCUGCUAGCAACUCUAGCAGCCCUCAUCGCCCUGGUCACCAUCCUUGGACUGCCACCACGCAUGCCAGCGGCCCAGGCUUGUGUAACACCGACGAACAGGACAGGCUUCUUGUGCCACGACCGGAGGAGCUGCAUCCCGGCCAGCGGGGUCUGCGAUGGCAUCCGCACUUGUACCCACGGCGAGGACGAAGACGAGGGCUUGUGCCGAGACGUGCCCCACAGCCUCCCCAGCUUCCUGGUGGCCCACUGUGGAGACCCGGCCUCCUGGAUCUACUCAGACCAAAAAUGUGACGGGACCAACAGCUGUGGGGACUGCUCGGACGAACUGAGCCCAGUGACUGUGUGUCUGCCCUGUGGCCCUGGGUGGUGGCACUGCCCUUCCACCGUCUUCAAGUACUGCGACUGCAUCCCAAGGAGUCUCUGCCGGGACCGCGUGCAGCACUGCUCUGACUGGUCCGACGAGUACUCCUGUCCUGGGCCCUGAGUGGACCACCUGGGCCAGCAUGGAAGGCUGGUUGGAAUGGCAUUGACAGCCCUUCACAUGAGCAUCAAACCCUGGAGCGCGAGGGCAGGAAGGGGCCUUCGAAAUCACCUUGUGGGAUCUACACAUCAUGUCUGAAUAGGAAUUGUCUCUUCU